This is a messenger RNA of Syngnathus acus (greater pipefish), 1807 nucleotides long. RefSeq names its product ring finger protein 115 (gene rnf115). The record is from RefSeq and is a predicted model, not a curated record. Gene Ontology annotation, cellular component: nucleoplasm; cytoplasm. The transcript has 9 exons. Gene Ontology annotation, molecular function: ubiquitin protein ligase activity. Bases 51 to 1001 code for a protein of 316 amino acids. NCBI's taxonomy places the organism in Eukaryota, Metazoa, Chordata, Actinopteri, Syngnathiformes, Syngnathidae. Gene Ontology annotation, biological process: ubiquitin-dependent protein catabolic process; protein ubiquitination; positive regulation of DNA-templated transcription.
GUGACUUGGUGGAGGACCGACGUCACUGUUUGUGUGCUCGCUUGGGGAAGAUGGCGGAGGCUGCGGCUGUUCCCCCGCAUCGGUUUUUUUGUCACUGUUGUAAGGGAGAAGUAAACCCCAAACUACCGGAGUAUAUCUGUCCUCGCUGCGAGUCGGGCUUCAUCGAGGAAGUGACGGAAGAUUCCAGCAGCCUCUUAGAGGGAGACGCCAACGGACUAGAUGACACAACCAAUCAGUUUGCAGAGCUUUGGCACCUGCUGUUAAUGGAGCGGCCCUUUUCCAUCGACGGCGACAACCCCGACUCGGAACCACGGCUCCCCGGCGGGCGCCUGGCCGGGCUUGGCGACUUCGGGGGUUUCGCAAGCGGACCCAUCGGGGGCUCGGUCCCCGCUGGCCUCGGGGGGCCCAUGGCGGGUUCGCUAGGCGCCGGCGACCACUGGGGCCCGGCACGACCCCCGCGCCUACACACCCAGAGGAGGCAUCGGUCCAGAGUCAGCAGCAGGCCCGACCGCUCGCCCGCUGUCGAAGGGAUUGUACAACAGUUCCUUGCCGGUCUUUUCGCCAACUCGGGAGUCUCGGGCACGCCGCCGUUGUCAUGGACAGGCAUGCUGCAUUCCAAUCCGGGAGACUACGCCUGGGGACAGGGAGGCCUGGAUGCUGUAAUAACACAAUUACUCGGUCAGCUGGAGAACACAGGGCCUCCUCCAGCCGAGAAAGAGAGGAUCUCUUCUCUACCCUUUGUGAAUAUUUCUCAGGAACAAGCAGACUGUUGUAUGGAAUGUCCAGUGUGCAAAGAAGACUUUGAGGUGGGCGAGCCCGUCAGACAGCUCCCCUGCAACCACUUCUUCCAUUCAGCCUGUAUCGUACCCUGGCUGGAGAUGCACGACACGUGUCCGGUUUGUCGGAAGAGUUUGAACGGCGAAGACAGCAGCAGUCAGCCCCCGUCAGAGCCCCCCUCGCUCUCCAUGGACCCCCGCACACAGGAGAGAUGGUCCUUCUGAAGCUGGACGGGGGGAAAAAAAAAAAAAAAAGAAGAACUCGCCUGGGAGCCGCUUCUCGCUCCCCUUCACCUCCGUUGCCGUCUUAAUCACUUUUUUUUUGGUAAUUUUCUGGUUAAUAUCUUUUCCCCUGAACCAUGUACACACACAGAUCUUAAAGGAGACAUCAUGAUACAUUUGGGCAAAUUCUUGCUUCAGUUAAAAGUCCAGGAUACUUUUGGGAGGUCUGUUUCAAAUACCUUAAAGACAUUUGUAUACAAGCAAUUAGCUGGUCAGUUUUCAUACUAAGUCCCCUUUAAGGUCUCUUUUCCGUUUCAGACGAAGCCCAUCCAUGUUUACCCACUCCCCCCCACCUUAAACACAAUUUGGGACAAAAGUCGGCUUUUGUAUCUGAAAAGUCGCCACAUUGCUGUAAACAUUCUGUAUUUAUUGUUUGACGGUCCACGAGCGUAUUUCUUUGGUUUAUCGUUUUGUUUUAAGUAUUCUUAAAUGGGAAAUUGCAGCUUAAAACUCUCACACCAACAAAACCAUCAUCGCUCGUCCCUUUUUUUUCUUCUUCAAUUCCACCUAUUUCUGAUGCUGUACAUCAGAUUAUAGUCUGAUGUCAUCCCGCUCAUUUUAGUCCUCUGCGUAUGACCACAUUUUUACAACUUGUUUUUUUUUAUGUAAAUAAUUGUAGUCCACAAACCUAAAAGGUUUGCAAAGAAAAACAACAGGCGCAAAUGUGAAUGGCACACAUGGGUAACAAACUGUAUAUUAUAUAAAUGAAAAAUGUCUAUCAUGUAUUAAUAAAGUGACUAAAAAAAACA